CACUGACUGACAAAAGUGACAAACAGUACACAAACCUACACAAACGGCGGGAAUAGGUUAUAUUUAUUUUAGUUGUUGAAAUCCUAUAAAAUAUUGAAAAUGUUUUAAAUAUUAGUUUAAUAAUAUCAAAGGUAGUAACAGAGCAAAUAAUUUUAGUGUCUGGAAUACUCAAUUCAGAAUGGAGCCGACAUUUCCCUUUCCAUUCACACCUUAUUCUAUACAAGAGAAGUUCAUGAAAGAACUUUAUACUACUAUUGAAAAUAACAAAGUGGGUAUUUUUGAAAGUCCCACUGGAACUGGUAAAUCUUUGAGUAUUUGUUGUGGAGCUCUUCAGUGGCUUAAGGACCAUAAUCAGAAGGAAUAUGAUGCCAUAGAAAAGGAAUUAGCUAGUCUCAAACUUGAAAUUUCCUCAACUUCAGCUACCGAUGAUUGGCUUCAAGAGGAAUAUGAAAAAAUAAAGAAAAACCAAAUGCUGGUUGCAUUACAGGGCCGAUUGGAUAAGAUUAAAAAACGACAAGAAAGUUUAAAUGAAAUGAAACAUAGAGUUUCCAAACAAAAAUCCAAAGCAAACAAUACUAUAGAUUUGUAUUUCCAAAGGGGUGAUAGCAAAAAGAAUAUGGAAGAAACUCAGGAUAAAGAGAAUGUUCUGGAAAAUGAAAAUGAGGAAGACAGAGAUCUUAUUUUAGAAGAUUUUGAUAAAGAAGGGCAAGACCAAGAAUCGGAUGGAGAGGAAGUUGUAGAAAAUGAUCAAGAUCAUGUUACUAAGGUGUACAUCAGCAGCAGGACACAUAGCCAACUUUCACAGUUUAUUGGGGAAGUGAAAAGAACAGUCUUCAAAGACAACAUUAGUGUUGUCACUUUGGCAUCUCGACAGCAUUACUGUAUAAACUCUGAUGUUACUAAGCUGAAGAAUGCUAACCUUAUUAAUGAGAGAUGCUUAGAUCUACAGAAAUCAAAAACGAAAUCAACAUCUGUUGGUGAAGAUGGGAAGGUCUUGAAGAAGUCUAAAACUAAAUCUUGCACUGCUUGUCCAUACUACAACCAAAAUAACAUCUCGCGCUUGAAAGAAAGAAUACUUGUAGAUAUAUUGGAUAUGGAAGACAUAGUGAAGUGUGCCAAAGAACUCAAGGCUUGUCCAUACUAUGCAUCUAGAAUGGCUUUAGAUGAUGCCCAGGUCGUGUUAAUAAGCCACGCGGGUAUAGUAAGUGCCGGCGCUCGUUCCGGCGUCUCCCUUAAGCUGGAGAACAAUGUACUAAUACUUGAUGAAGCUCACGGACUCACGUCCGCCUUGGAGAACGCUCACUCAGCCCCUGUGUCGGUUAAACAACUGUCUUCAGUGAAAACAUACCUACAAUUCUACAUCAACAAGUACCGAUCACGAUUGAGCAGCAAGAAUCUCUUAACGUUGAACCAGAUGAAUUUUGUUGUUGGAAAGCUUUUAGGCUUGGUAAAACAAAAAGCGCCAAAUGAAAAGAAAGAUGAGAGCACAAUUUUUACACUGGAAGACUUCGUUAUAAAGGCAGAGAUAGAUCACAUGAAUUUGAGACCUCUAGUGGACUUUUGUAGAGCGACCAGAUUAGCACCCAAGCUCCACGGUUUCUCCAUGAGAUACAACCAACAGGCUCUUGAAGAAGAAAUGAAGAAAACGACAGUGAAGAAGAGUUCUCUUGAGUCUUUUCUGAGUAAUAUAUCGAAGAAGGAAGUGGAUGUUGUUGAAGAGGUUAAGCCAGAAGUGAAGAAUAAUGUUCAAGUACCAACUGAAACAUCAGCAGGGAGUGGUCUGUACGCGGUGCUAGACUUUAUAGAGCGGCUAUGCGACCGCAGCGAGAAUGGGCGAGUAUUGGCGCAGAGAGACACGGGACUGUUGAAGUAUCUACUGCUGAACCCGGCGGAACAUUUCAACGAUGUCGUCACACAGUGUCGAUCUGUCAUAGUGGCAGGCGGUACAAUGGAACCUAUAUCGGAGUUCACAGGACUGCUCACAUCUAACGGAAGUGACGCUAAUAUGGUCAAUAUAGUGCGAUGCGACCAUGUCGUCCCGGCUGAUAAUGUACUUGGUAUCUGUCUGUCUAAAGGACCAUCUAAUAUAGCACUCAACUUCUCAUAUGAUCAUCGGAGUUCUAAUGAAUUGCUAAGCGAAGUUGGUCGUAUACUAAGGAAUGUAUGCAGUAUAGUACCGGGUGGUGUCGUAUGUUUCCUGCCGUCCUACUCGUACGAACAAACCGUAUAUGACCAUUUGGUGACAAAUAAAGUGAUAGAUGUCAUCACUAAGAAGAAAUCCGUGUUCCGAGAGCCGAAAUCGGCUUCUGAAGUAGAUCAGGUUUUACACAAAUACGCUGUAGCUGUUAAAAAAAAGGAUGGUGAUCAUAAUGGCGCCUUGUUACUGAGUGUAGUGGGCGGAAAACUGAGUGAAGGGUUAAAUUUCAGUGACGAUCUGGGCCGUUGUGUGAUAGUGGUGGGCAUGCCAUAUCCUAACGUGAAGUCUCCAGAACUGCAGGAAAAGAUGAAUUAUCUGAACAGAGCAGCGGGUCCCGGCUCUGGCAGCGUUUAUUAUGAAAACUUGUGUAUGAAAGCUGUUAAUCAAUGUAUCGGUAGAGCAGUAAGACACGCCAAUGACUACGCGUGUGUUUUGCUGGUAGACGAAAGAUAUUCAAGACCGCAGACUAUUGCAGCACUACCGUCUUUUGUUCAGAAAUCAUUGCAGGCUAACUGCAACUUCGGACCAACCGUUGGCCACAUAGCGAAGUUCUUCUCCAGAUUUAAAGACAAAAAGUGAUAUCAUCAAUUUAUUUAUCAAGUUUUUCACAUUGAUUUUUCUAACUACAUAAUAUAAUAAGGUAUAAUAAAUAUUUUUUCUUAAAACU
Messenger RNA from Pectinophora gossypiella (pink bollworm), 2864 nucleotides. Its product is annotated as ATP-dependent DNA helicase DDX11. Gene Ontology annotation, cellular component: nucleus. NCBI's taxonomy places the organism in Eukaryota, Metazoa, Arthropoda, Insecta, Lepidoptera, Gelechiidae. Gene Ontology annotation, molecular function: hydrolase activity, acting on acid anhydrides, in phosphorus-containing anhydrides; ATP binding; DNA helicase activity. The coding region runs from base 179 to 2776 and encodes 865 amino acids. The transcript is spliced from 14 exons. Gene Ontology annotation, biological process: nucleobase-containing compound metabolic process; establishment of sister chromatid cohesion. The record is from RefSeq and is a predicted model, not a curated record.